CAGUGAAGGUGGAAGCAUGGAAGAAGAGAGUCCAGAGCCACUGGAAUGUGAUGAUCUGUUAGAGCACUUGCUGCAGUACCAGCAAGCUGCUCUACCACCACCUCUCUCACCCCACUACCUUCAUCGACACCGACACCACCACAAUCAUAUUCUUACUACUGACUCAGAAGAUGAUGAGGAGGAUGAAGAGGAGGAGGAGGAAGAGGAGGAAGACUCCUUACAACCAUCUCAUCAGCAUCCUAUUGGAGGAAGAGUACAGGUGUUCUUUACACGAAAUGGACAGAUGAUUGGCCGAAGAGAAAUUGCACUGCCAAAAGGUGGCUUUUUUCCAAGCAUCAGCAUGGGUAGCAUAAAUGAACGAGUCAGAGUUGACCUGCGUCCAUUGACUGGCUAGAGACUAUGUUAAAACUUAACUUUUUUUGUAAAUCAGCCUUUUUAAUAAACUGCAGCAUCAUUUAGUAGUGCAGUAGCAUUAAUUUAUGUUAUUAAUAAUAGAUAUGCACAAAAUGAUAAUAAUUACAGUAUACUGUAACUACAUACUUAUGGAAGAGAAUAAUUUAUGAUUUUUUCAUUGAUGAAGAAUUAUGUAUUUAUGUAUAGUAGUUGUUUUUUAUUAAUCUUGUUCUGUACGAUGCUGCACUCUCUAUUUAUGAACAGACUGUUCUUACACUUUCAUUGUAACUUGGCUGUUUACUUUGCGGGUGAGUUUGCUCUGUCAGCCAACUCGUAAAAUCAGUUACAGUACUACUGAGGUGAAAUUAUUAUUUUGGUACGAAUGCAAUAUUUUGAAGUACUCUGUCACUUCGUUCUUUAAGAUAAUGAUAUUUCUCAAAAAAAUUUCUUUGUAAUACUGUAUUUUAAAAAAUGAUACCUGACUAUUUGUAAUAAAAUACAAUUUGUGAAACUACAAAUUUUGAAAUGAGGCUUUGACAAUAAUUGGUAAUCAUGGUACUUCCAUAGUUUCAAAGGGAACUGCAAUGUAAGUAUCUGUAUAUGCUCUAUAUUAGACACCACUUUACCAUACCACACUGUUCUGUUAAGUGUGAAAACAUUUUGAUAAUAGAAAUAUAGAAGUGAAUAUGUGAGUGAACCCUCACUGUGUACAGCAUAUUGGUUCAUGAUAAUCAAUUAGGGAUGCAAUUUUUCCUUUUUUUUUUUUUUAUUUAGAAUGUAAGGGGUAUCUCAUGUGAAUUAUGCAAAUCUGGUGAGAAAUUAAUGACAGGGGUUAAGCCCUGGAGUUCUUAGAACUCUUGCUGCAUCACUCAUUUGCCCAUAUGCACCCUACAAAAAAAAAUUCCAGCAAGAAAAAAAAUGCCUCAUGGUCAAUCUAAUUAUCAGUCUACAUCUUCAGUGUCUUUUAUAGGGAAGACCUUCAGGCUGCCCCUAUUUCAAAAAUUCCUUUUAAGCAUGCACUCUCCUAUACUGUAUUCCCUUAUAGGACAUUUUUCAUAUGUACUCUUAUUUUCUCCUUGCAAGUUAGCAGUUGCCUGCACAUUAACCCCCUGUACAAUAAUGCUCUAACUUACGACAUCCCAACAUAUACUAUUUUGUGUUUGUGAUGUUGGUACUUUAAAAUCAAUUACUGUAAUUACUUAUGAACUACGACAUUUACAAUUUUCUGAAAAAUUAAUUAUAAAUAAUGUUUUUUCUUGGUUAGUGUUUUGCCAAAUGCAUUUAUACUUUGUAUACAAGGUGCCAUCAAAAAGUUCCUGGACUACCGCAAAAAAAAUAGGCUCUUCUAAUCACUUGGGUUUAGCGCUUAGUUAUGGUUAUAAUAUUUUUUUUUUUUUUUUUUUAACAAGUUGGCCAUCUCCCACUGAGGCAGGGUGACCCAAAAAGAAAGAAAAUCCCCCCAAAAGAAAAUAUUUUCAUCAUCAUUCAACACUUUCACCUCACAUAUAAUCAUUGUUUUUGCAGAGGUGCUCAGAAUACAACAGUUUAGAAGCAAAUAAGUAUAACGAUACACAACAUAUCCCUCCAAACUGCCAAUAUUAAUAAUAAUAUUAAUAAUAAUAUUAAUAUUAAUAAAUUAAUAAUAAUAAUAAUAAUAAUAAUAAUAAUUGUCAAAGUGGGAAGUCUGAAUGUGCGUGGAUGUUGUGCAGAUGAUAAGAAAGAGAUGAUUGUGGAUGUUAUGAAUGAGAAGAAGCUGGAUGUCCUGGCUUUAAGUGAAACAAAGCUGAAGGGGGUGGGAGAGUUUCAGUGGAGAGGAAUAAAUGGGAUUAGGUCAGGGGUUUCAAAUAGAGUUAGAGCUAAAGAAGGAGUAGCAAUAAUGUUGAAGGAUAAGCUAUGGCAGGAAAAGAGGGACUAUAAAUGUAUUAAUUCAAGGAUUAUGUGGAGUAAAAUAAAGAUUGGAUGUGAAAAGUGGGUUAUAAUAAGCGUGUAUGCAC
Cherax quadricarinatus is the source of this 2387-nucleotide messenger RNA. Lineage: Eukaryota; Metazoa; Arthropoda; Malacostraca; Decapoda; Parastacidae. The record is from RefSeq and is a predicted model, not a curated record.